Sinocyclocheilus rhinocerous is the source of this 1294-nucleotide messenger RNA. RefSeq names its product sialic acid-binding Ig-like lectin 13. NCBI's taxonomy places the organism in Eukaryota, Metazoa, Chordata, Actinopteri, Cypriniformes, Cyprinidae. Gene Ontology annotation, molecular function: sialic acid binding. The transcript is spliced from 9 exons. Gene Ontology annotation, biological process: cell adhesion. The record is from RefSeq and is a predicted model, not a curated record. The coding region runs from base 11 to 1294 and encodes 427 amino acids. Gene Ontology annotation, cellular component: plasma membrane.
GAAUGAAGGGAUGGACAUCUGGACAGCAGAGAAAAUAAUUAUUCUUGGUUUUCUGUUGAAAGGUGUUUGUUGUAGAGAUUUCAGCAUCAGUCUGCCACAGAACAUUCAAGCUCUCAGUGGAUCCUGUGUGAUCAUAAAGUGCAGAUUUGAGAUUGAGGAAAAACAUGACAAAAACCUCGUUCCUAAGAGAGCUGCUACAGGACUGUGGCUCAAAGAUGGAGAUAAGAUGAAGGACCAUCUAGUGUUUCACUCCACAGAUCCCAAACCUAAUCACUUUAAUGGGAAAAUAACUGGAAAACUACAUGAGAAGAACUGCACCACUGUCUUCUAUAAUGUUAGUUCAAAGCACACUGGUAGAUAUUACUUCAGGAUUGAAAGUGGUGAUUUGAAAUACAUCUACACUGUAAAUACCUCCACUAUAAAUGUGAUUGACUCUCCCCCCAAACCCACAGUGCAGCUGUAUGUGGAGCAGAAGGAGGUGUUGGAGGGGAGCUCUGUGAGUCUGCGCUGCUCUGCUGAGACUCUCUGCUCCUCUCCUCCACCAACUCUCACAUGGAGCUCCACUCCCAGAAUCCCCCUCAGUGAGAGCAGCAGACUAGAGGAGCUCAUCUCUGAUCUGAACUUCACUGCUACUCACCGUCAGCACAGAGUCACUUUCACCUGCACUAUAACCUACCAGCUACAGGACGAGAACAAAACAGCACAGGACAGCAUCACAUUACAUGUUCAGUAUGCCCCUAAAAUCUCUCCAUCCUCCAGCUGUACCAGAACUGAUGUAACUGUGUGUUUCUGUGAGGCUGAUGGGAAUCCCUCUCCUGAACUGGAGUGGUAUCUGUCUGGACGUCCUGUCACUAACUCUUCAAACACGUUCAUCAGUGAAGAGCGAUUGAGCAGCACAGGCUUGAGGAGCUCCAUCACUCUUCAUCAGUCUCUCACACACACAUCCAUUCUGCAGUGUGUCAGCAACAACACUCAUGGCAAUGCAAGUCAACAGUUUCAACUGCCUCUCUCUGGUUUGCAGUAUGCAGAUUGUCAGCAGGCUACAGUUUCACUCUUGAUCAUAUUAACCCUGAUUCUGGUUCUCUUCGCUCUGACUGUUGGACUUGCACUUUACAAAAUUAGACAAUUGUCCAGCAAGCUGAAGGCUCAGAAUGAAGCAGCAGGCACAUAUGCGUCUCUUCAGCUCUCUGCUCCACCCUCUGAAUAUGAGACUUUGAACAUUAAGAGAGGUAUCAUCUUUGGCACAUAUUUGUGCAAAAACUUUUGCAUCUUCUUCCUUGAAAGCAAAGGUUGA